AUGAAUAUUACAUCAGGUUUAGAAUGCCAGGGACAGUCAGAGCUGCAAUACGUAACACAAUGGAACUUAGAAUGCCAAACAACUAGUGUAGAAUGAAAACUUAAAAAGAACCAUUCAAAAUUCACAUGCUGACAUUAAAUCAAACGGGGUUACUAUUAUGUAAAUGCCAUUUUAUCAGGUACUACUUUCUGUGCCAUAGGAUAAAGAGCUACCGAAUACCAUUGUAAAUCCAUCAUUUGCAUUUGUGAAUAACUGAGUGGGCACCAUAGUCAUAUUAGACAGACAGUUGGUUUCUCGAGUACAAUGCACAUUUGGAUGCCCAUGAAGGAGCAUAUAGUUAAUGUACUUGGCAAAUGCUACUCAGUUUGCAUGUUGUUGUUGUUUCUUUCUGUUCAGAAGGACAGCUUGGCACAUUUACUGUACAAAGUACAACAAAACGAGGGCAAGAAAAAUCCUGAUUUAGCAAUACUCCCAGCCCCUCAACUUCUCCACAACCAAACACAGUUCUCAUAGAUGUUAGUAGGAAACAAAAUGUAUUUUAUCGAACAAGCAUGAUGCAAAGGUACUGUGUUCUUUUAUAGAACAAGCAUGAUCCAAAGGUACCUCCCCCUCUCUCUCAAAUUCAAUUUCAAUUAAAGGGGCUUUAUUGGUAUGGGGAACAUAUGUCCCCUGUAGCUCAGUUGGUAGAGCAUGGCGCUUGCAACGCCAGGGUUGUGGGUUCGUUUCCCACGGGGGGCCAGUAUGAAAAUGUAUGCACUCACUAACUGUAAGUUGCUCGGGAUAAGAGUGUCUGCUAAAUGACUAAAAUGUAAAUAUGUUUACAGAUGAUAAACAAAAGUGAAUUAAACAAUAAAAAAAUUAACAUUACACUAACAAAAGUUCAAAAAGAAUAAAGACAUUUCAAGUGUCAUGUUAUGUCUAUAUACAGUGUUGUAAUGAUGUGCAAAUAGUUAAAGUACAAAAAGGAAAAUAAAUAAACAUAUAUACAGGUUAUAUUUACAAUGGUGUUUGUUCUUCACUGGUUGCCCUUUUCUUGUUGCAACAGGUCACAAAUCUUGCAGCUGUGGUGGCACACUGUGGUAUUUCACCCAAUAGAUAUGGGAGUUUAUCAAAAUUGGAUUUGUUUUUGAAUUCUUUGUGGGUCUUUGUAAUCUGAGGGAAGUAUGUGUCUCUAAUAUGGUCAUACAUUUGGCAGGAAGUUAGGAAGUGCAGCUUCCACCACAUUUUGUGGGCAGUGUGCACAUAGCCUGUCUUCUCUUGAGAGCCAGGUCUGCCUAUGGCGGCCUUUCUCAAUAGCAAGGCUAUGCACACUGAGUCUGUACAUAGUCAAAGAUUUCCUUAAUUUUGGGUCAGUCACAGUGGUCAGGUAUUCUGCCACUGUGUACUCUCUGUUUAGGGCCAAAUAGCAUUCUAGUUUGAUCUGUUUCUUUGUAAAAUCUUUUUGUUUUCUCAUGAUUUGGUUGGUCCUAAUUGUGUUGCUGCCCUGGGGCUCUGUGGGGUCUGUUUGUGUUUGUGAACAGAGCUCCCCCUCUCCUACUGAUGUUGAAUGCACAUUCCUCCUGCUGUAUAAUAACCGCUGCAAUCCAAGUGGUAAUACCUAAAGACCAAGGAAGAUGUCCCACUUGCAAAAAUACAUUAGGGUCUCUCCCUCUCCCUCUCUCUCUCCCUCUCUCUCUCUCUCUCUCUCUCUCUCUCCCUCUCUCUCUCCCUCUCUCUCUCUCUCUCUCUCUCUCUCUCUCUCUCUCUCUCUCUCUCUCUCUCUCUCGCUCCAUCUGCGGCUACAGGCCAGAUCGCCCACUGUAAAGGGGGUUGAGAUCGCCUUACUUACUGUAAAGGGUGUUGAGAUCACCUUACCCACUGUAAAGGGGGUUGAGAUCACCUUACCCACUGCAAAGGGGUUGAGAUCACAUUAUCCAGUGUAUAGGGGGUUGAGAUCGCCUUAGCCUCUGUAAAGGGUGUUGAGAUCGCCUUACUUACUGUAAAGGGUGUUGAGGUCAUCUUACACACUGUAAAGGGUGUUGAGAUUACCUUACUUACUGUAAAAGGUGUUGAGAUUACCUUACCCACUGUAAAGGGGUUGAGAUCGCCUUAGCCGCUGUAAAGGGGGUUGAGAUUGCCUUAUCCACUGAAAAAGGGUGUAGUGAUCACCUUCCUUACCUUAAAGGGUGUUGAGAUCACCUUCCUUACCUUAAAGGGUGUUGAGAUCACCUUCCUUACCUUAAAGGGUGUUGAGAUCACCUUCCUUACCGUAAAGGGGGUUGAGAUCGCCUUAGCCGCUGUAAAGGGGGUUGAGAUUGCCUUAUCCACUGAAAAAGGGUGUAGUGAUCACCUUCCUUACCUUAAAGGGUGUUGAGAUCACCUUCCUUACCUUAAAGGGUGUUGAGAUCACCUUCCUUACCUUAAAGGGUGUUGAGAUCACCUUCCUUACCGUAAAGGGGGUUGAGAUCACCUUCCUUACCGUAAAGGGGGUUGAGGUCACCUUCCUUACCGUAAAGGGUGUUGAGAUCACCUUCCUUACCGUAAAGGGUGUUGAGAUCACCGUAAAGGGUGUUGAGAUCACCUUACCAACGGUAAAGGGUGUUGAGAUCACCGUACCAACGGUAAAGGGUGUUGAGAUCACCGUAAAGGGUGUUGAGAUCACCUUCCUUACCGUAAAGGGGGUUGAGAUCACCUUCCUUACCGUAAAGGGGGUUGAGAUCACCUUCCUUACCGUAAAGGGUGUUGAGAUCACCUUCCUUACCGUAAAGGGUGUUGAGAUCACCGUAAAGGGUGUUGAGAUCACCUUACCAACGGUAAAGGGUGUUGAGAUCACCGUACCAAUGGUAAAGGGUGUUGAGAUCACCGUAAAGGGUGUUGAGAUCACCGUACCAACGGUAAAGGGUGUUGAGAUCACCGUAAAGGGUCUUGAGAUCACCGUAAAGGGUGUUGAGAUCACCUUACCAACGGUAAAGGGUGUUGAGAUCACCUUACCAACGGUAAAGGGUGUUGAGAUCACCUUACCCGCAGUAAAGGGUGUUGAGAUUAUCUUAUCCAAUGUAAAGUGGGUUAAGAUCACCUUACUCACGGUAAAGGGGGUUGAGAUCACCUUACUCACUGUAAAGGGGGUUGAGAUCACCUUACCCACUGUAAAGACUGGGUGUAACUUAACUUAACAGGAUAUUUAAAGAGUGCGUGGUCAGUGGAGGAAUUUACCGAUAAAUCUAUAGAUAUAGCAGCCUAUUGCCUAAUUUCAUCUGUCAAACAGGUAGGCCUACCUCUUAUUUCUUAAAUAGGAAGGAAUAGGGUCCAACACAAAUGCCUUCUUGUUGUUAGUAAAGUCUAAUUAAAAUGAAGACGGUUGAAAUGAAUUAUGUCUAAUGGAAUUUGCCUAGUAUCAGCACCAUGAGCUGUCCAUCGCCAAUUGAUUGUGCCUCUGUCACGAUCGUUGAUUGACGGGUCAGACCAAGGUGCAGCGUGAUAUGCAUACAUGUUUAUUAGACUUACAAACACAACGACAAAACAACAACCGAAACGUGAAAUCCAAGGUACACAAACAACAUACCUAACACGGAACAAGAUCCCACAACCCACUAGUGCCAAUAGGCUGCCUAAGUAUGGUCCCCAAUCAGAGACAAGGAGCGACAGCUGCCUCUGAUUGGGAACCACACCGGCCAACAUAGAAAUACAAAUACUAGAAUAUAAACAUAGACAAUCACCACAUAGAAAAUACACACCCUGACUCAACAAAUAAGAGUCCCCAGAGUCAGGGCGUGACAGUACCCCCCCCAAAGGUGCAGACUCCGACCGCACAACAUACACAUAACAGGGUAGGGGCCGGGUGGGCAUUCCGCCUCGGAGGCGGAUCCGGGUCAGGGCGUGACGACCACCUAUUCUCCGCCUCCCUGUUGCGCCCCUGGUCUGGUCUGGACUUCGGCGCGCUGCUUCCCCUCUCCUUCCUCCCACUAUACUCCAAGCCCUGUCUGGACCCUGGUGUGGGAGACGGCGAACCUGGAGAGGGGCUGACGUCUGGCUCCGGAGUGGAGCCGCUGACCGGAGCUGGAUCAGGCACCGGUGGAGAGGACAGCUCUGGCUCCGGAGUGGAGCCGCUGACCGGAGCUGGACUGGACCCCGGUGAAGCGGAUUGCUCUGGCUCCGGAGUGGAGCAGCUGACCGGAGCUGAACAGGGCACCGGUGGAGCGGACUGCUCUGGCUCCGGAGUAGAACAGGCCGGGCCGGGCUGACGACGCGCACCACUGGCUUGGUGCGAGGGACAGGAACAGGCCGGACCGGGCUGGCGACGCACACCACUGGCUUGGUGCGAGGGGCAGGAACAGGCCGGGCCGGGCUGGCGACGUGCACCACUAGCUUGGUGCGAGGGGCAGGAACAGACCGGGCUGGCGACGCGCACCACUGGCUUGGUGCGAGGGGCAGGAACAGGCCGGGCCGGGCUGGCGACGCGCACCACUAGCUUGGUGUGAGGGGCAGGAACAGGCCGGGCCGGGCUGGCGACGCGCACCACUGGCUUGGUGCGAGGAGCAGGAACGGGCUGGACCGGACUGCGAAGGCGGACUGGAGUUCUGGAGUGGAGAGCUGGCACAACCCGUCCUGGCUGGCUACCCACUUUCGCACAGGAGGGUCAUGAGGAGAGAAUUAGUCUCUUCCUGAUCGAUUCUCCUGCGUUUCCAGUGGUGUUGGGGCUUCCCUGGUUAGCCUCUCAUGACCCAGAGGGCUCUCAAGGGUUGCUCGGGGAGGUGUGUAGGUGUUUCCGUAGGUGCAACUAUGGUGGAGAGUCCAAACCAGGUCUCCACUAUGCACAUUCCUCCCGAAUAUGCCGAUUUGGCUCUCGCCUUCUGUAAAAGGAAGGCGACUCAAUUACCACCCCAUCGACAGGGGGAUAGUAUGAUAAAUCUCUGGGAGGGCGCUGCACUUCCUCGGAAUCACGUGUAUCCUCUGUCACAAGAAGAGACGGCGGCUAUGGAAACAUAUGUCUCCGAAUCUCUGGGACAGGGAUACAUUCGGCCUUCCACUUCCCCUGCCUCCUCAAGUUUCUUUUUUGUGAAGAAGAAGGAUGGAGGUUUACGCCCGUGCAUUGACUAUUGAGGUCUCAAUCAGAUACCGGUGAAAUACAGUUAUCCACUACCUCUCAUUGCUAGUAUGACGGAGUCAUUGCACGGGGCACACUUCUUCACCAAAUUGGAUCUCAGGAGCGCGUACAUCCUGGUGUGUAUCCGGGAAGGGGAUGAGUGGAAGACGGCAUUUAGUACCACCUCUGGGCACUAUGAGUACCUCGUCAUGCCGUACGGGUUGAUGAAUGCUCCCUCAGUCUUCCAAUCCUUUGUCGAUGAGAUUUUCAGGGACCUGCACGGACAGGGUGUAGUGGUGUAUAUAGAUUAUAUUCUCAUAUACUCCGCUACAUGAGCCGAGCAUGUGUCCCUGGUGCGCAAGGUGCUUGGUCGACUGAUGGAAUAUGACCUGUACGUCAAGGCUGAGAAAUGCCUGUUCUUUCAACAGUCCGUCUCCUUCUUAGGAUACCGCCUGUCCGCGCCAGGGGUGGAGAUGGAAAAUGACCGCAUUUCAGCCGUGCGUAAUUGGCCGACUGCAACCACGGUUAAGGAAGGGCAGCGAUUCUUAGGGUUUGCCAACUACUACCGGAGGUUUAUCUGGAGCUUUGGUCAGGUAGCGGCUCCCAUUACCUCCUUGCUGAAGGGGGGACCGGUGCGCCUGCAGUGGUCAGCUGAGGCGGACAGGGCUUUUGGUCACCUGAAGGCUCUGUUCACCUCGGCUCCCGUUCUGGCUCAUCCUGAUCCCUCCUUGGCAUUCAUAGUCGAGGUGGACGCGUCCGAGGCUGGGAUAGGAGCUGUACUGUCUCAGCGCUCGGGUACGCCACCAAAGCUACCCGUUCCACAACGGCCGUGGUCACACUUAUUGGUGGAUUUCUUUACGGACCUCCCCCCGUCACAAGGGAAUACUACGAUCUUAGUCGUUGUGGAUCGGUUUUAUAAGUCCUGCCGUCUCAUUCCUUUGCCCGGUCUCCCUACGGCCCUACAGACUGCGGAGGCCCUGUUUACUCACGUCUUCCGGCACUACGGGGUACCUGAGGAUAUAGCGUCUGAUCGGGGUCCCCAGUUCACAUCAAGCGUCUGGAGGGCGUUCAUGGACCAUCUGGGGGUCUCGAUCAGCCUGACCUCUGGGUUUCACCCCGAAAGUAAUGGGCAGAUGGAGAGAGUAAACCAGGAUGUGGGUAGGUUUCUGAGGUCCUAUUGCCAGGACCGGCGGGGGAUUGGUUGGUUUACAUCCCCUGGGCAGAGAUGGCCCAAAACUCCCUCCGCCACUCCUCCACUAACCUUACUCCAUUUCAGUGUGUACUAGGUUAUCAACCGGUCCUGGCACCAUGGCAUCAGAGCCAGAUCGAGGCACCUGCAGUGAAUGAAUGGUUUCGGCGCUCGGAGGAAACCUGGAACGCUGCCCAUGUACGCCUGCAAUGGGCUAUCAGGCAACAGAAGGCGAGCGCCGACCGCCACCGCAGUGAGGCCCCGGUGUAUGCACCGGGGGACUGGGUCUGGCUCUCGACCCGAAACCUGCCCCUUCGCCUGCCCUGCCGGAAGCUGGGUCGGCAGUUUGUGGGGCCAUUUAAAGUCCUGAGGAGAUUGAACGAGGUUUGUUAUAGGUUACAGCUCCCUCCUGAUUACCAUAUUAACCCCUUGUUCCAUGUGUCUCUCCUCAGGCCGGUGGUAGCUGGUCCGCUCCAGGAGUCUGAGGUGCGCGAGGUCCCUCCGCCCCCAUUGGACAUCGAGGGGGCACCAGCGUAUUCGGUCCGUUCCAUCCUGGAUUCGAGGCGUCGGGUGGGGGGCCUGCAGUAUCUCGUGGAAUGGGAGGGGUACGGUCCGGAGGAACGGUGCUGGGUUCCUUGGAGGGACAUCCUUGAUCCCUCCCUGUUGAAACCACUUUACAAAAGAAAAUGUAUCAUUAUUCCCAUACCAUUAUUACAGAGUAUCAGACAAAUUAUGCUACCCUCUGCCCAUUGGCUACUUAGCUUAUUCAAGCCUAUCUCAAAAUACAACAUUGCUCCUUUAAGACAAAAGAAAGCUUUUUACCUGACUCGCUUUUCAAAAAUGGGGGGGGGGGGGGAUGGGGGGGGACUGAAAAAAAUGGGGAAAUCCAAAAGCUGGAAAAAAGAAACAAGAAAACGGAAUUUGGGGAAACAAUUUAUUUUAUCAAAAAAUAAAAACGGAUUUUAAAAGUCCCCACCAACGUUUUUUACUGUGCAUGACUGCACUUUAGAGUGGGUGUCAUCUUGCGGCACAGAUUCUUUGGGUUCAGGUUCAAUAUUGGCUAUGUACCCAAGAGAGAAAGAGGUUGGGCCAUCCUAGAAAUGUUUUAGAGUAAUAUAAUACAUAAUAAUAUAUGCCAUUUAGCAGACACUUUUAUCCAAAGCGACUUACAGUCAUGAGUGCAUCCAUUUUUACGCAUGGGUGGUCCCGGGAAUCGAACCCAUUAUCCUGGUGUUGCAAUGCUCUACCAAGAUGCAUGACAAGGUUAUAAAUGCUUUGUGAAGCCUCAAUUUAAUAUGAUUUAUAAAGCCUUUAUUGAGCGGUGCUUAUGCCACCCUAUAUAAAACACAGGUUUAUGUCCUAUUUGACAUAAUGGGCUAUGUCACAUUUGACAUUGGUGGUUAUGUCACACAGUUAUACCACAUUUAUGAACCCUUUAUAAAGCAUGACACACGGUUAUAGAUGAUUUGUGACACAAUUAUGUAGUGUUUAUGAAGGCUUUAUGAAGGCUUUUUGAAGCCUUCAUAAAGCUGCAUGUCAUUUAAAGUGGGACCUCUGCGGUCAACAUCGUAUGUGCCUCACAAAUUACACCCUAUUCCCUAUAUAGUGCACUACUUUUAACCAGAGCCCUAUGGGAAUCUGGUCAAAUAUAGUGCACUAUAUAGGGAAUAGGGUGUCAUUUGGAACGAACACCCUGCUUUUGGGAUAUUUAACCUUGCAGUGCCGCUGAGACAGCACAGAGGACCAGGGGGAGACAGGACAGGACAUGUCCUUAAACAAUGGGAAGGCUGCAGGAGAUGGAGGAGACAGGGGGAGACAGGACAGGACAUGUCCUUAACCAAUGGGAAAAGAUGUUGGCUGGGGGUCGUUUGUCCUUAACUAAUAGGUAGAUUGGGGCUGGGGGCAGAGUAGAGCAGGACUGGAUGUUUCCUUAAACAAAAGCCCCCAUCGGCUGGCUGUCUGUCUGUCUGCUACUGGCCCAUCUGCCUUGUUGUUACUGGCCUGUCUGCUACUGGCCCAUCUGCCUUGUUGUUACUGGCCUGUCUGCUACUGGCCCAUCUGCCUGUCUGUUACUGGCCUGUCUGCUACUGGCCUGUCCGCUACUGGCCCAUCUGCCUGUCUGCUACUGGCCCAUCUGCCUGUCUGCUACUGGCCCAUCUGCCUGUCUGCUAUUGGCAUUAAAUUUUUUAAAAUUUUAGUCAUUUAGCAGACACUCUUAUCCAGAGCGACUUACAGUUAGUGAGUGCAUACAUUUUCAUACUGGUUGGGAAUCGAACCCACAACCCUGGCGUUGCAAGCGCCAAGCUCUACCAAAUGAGCUACACGGGACACCUGUCUGCCUGUCUGCCUGUCUGCUACUGGCCUGUCUGCCAUCCCAAGAGCUAAAACACUUCAGAUCACACAGGAUUAAGAUGGAUUUUCCAACGGGCCCUAAAAUCUCUGGCUUUCGUCGGGCGAUUUUACUUAUUGGUCUGCGUAAUCAGCAGUUAUGUUAUAUUUCAUGUAAAUCCCUAUGACUCUGAGCGGGUCCUCGUUUUGACACUCCAGACUGCAGUAAAAGGCCGUAAAUGCAGUGAUUUUGUUUGGUUUUAUACCUUUAUACCUGGCCUCCUGAUCAAGAUGAUAUUUAAAUGUCAGAAUAAACUGUGAAGUUCACCUAUAUAUAUAUUCAUCCUCUAUCCUACCUACUGCUGAUCAAAUCAAAUCAAAUAUUAUUGGUCGCGUACACAUAUUUUGCAGGUGCAGCGAAAUGCUUAUGUUUCUAGCUCCAACAGUGCAGUGAUACUGAACAAUACAAAACAAUACACACAAAUCCCCAAAAUAAAAAAAAUAAAGAUCUGUUAAUGAUCUGUAUUUGGGUUUCAUAAUAGCGUGAAUUCACUGACUGGUUUUGUUGAUGUCAUCAAGGAACACACACACUGAACAUUCAGUCCAUUAAGGCCAUCAGGAAGUCUCUAUGAAACUAGCACCAUGGCCUUAUUUAACCUAAACACGUCUGCAAGGUAGUGUUGCCUUUAAUUAAUAAGAGAAGGCCAGAUUUAAUCAAUUAUGAAUCUUAGUUAAAGUUCAACAACAGUUAACCUCUACGGGAUCGGUGUCCCGUAUACGGGACGGUUGAGCUAGCGUGCGCUAAUGUGAUUAGCAUGACUGUUGUAAGUAACAGCAAACUUUCCAGGAUAUAGACAAGUCUUAUACGGGCAGAAAGCAAUGCAGUGCAAGAAAGAGUUAAGAAAAGAUUUACCAAAUAAACCCCCCCAAAAAAUAUAUAAAAAGGCUAUAUAAGGCGGGUACCUGUACCGAGUCAAUGUGCGGGGGUACAGGUUAGUUGAGGUAAUUUCUACAUGUACAGUUGAAGUCGGAAGUUUACGUACACCUUAGCCAAAUACAUAAUCAACUCAGUUUUUCACAAUUCCUGACAUUUAAUCCUAGUCAAAAUUCCCUGUCUUAGGUUAGUUAGGAUCACCACUUUAUUUUAAGAAUGUGAAAUGUCAGAAUAAUAGUAGAGAGAAUGAUUUCUUUCAGCUUUUAUUUCUUUCAUCACAUUCCCAGUGGGUCAGAAGAUUACAUACAAUCAAUUAGUAUUUGGUAGCAUUGCCUUUAAAUUGUUUAACUUGGUCCAAACGUUUCGGGUCGCCUUCCACAAGCUUCCCACAAUAAAGUUGGGUGAAUUUUGGCCCAUUCCUCCUGACAUAGCUGGUGUAACUGAGUCAGGUUUGUAGGCCUCCUUGCUCGCACACGCUUUUUCAGUUCUGCCCACAAAUGUUCUAUAGGAUUGAGGUCAGGGCUUUGUGAUGGACACUCCAAUACCUUGACUUUGUUGUCCUUAAGCCAUUUUGUCACAACUUUGGAAGUAUGCUUGGGGUCAUUGUCCAUUUGGAAGACCCAUUUGUGACCAAGCUUUAACUUCCUGACUGAUGUCUUGAGAUGUUGCUUCAAUAUAUCCACAUAAUUUUCCUUCCUCAUGAUGCCAUCUAUUUUGUGAAGUGCACCAGUCCCUCCUGCAGCAAAGCACCCCCAUAGAAUGACGCUGUCACCCCCGUGCUUCACGGUUGGGAUGGUGUUCUUCGGCUUGCAAGCCACCCCCUUUUUCCUCCAAACAUAACGAUGGUCAAUAUGGCCAAACAGUUCUAUUUUUGUUUCAUCAGACCAGAGGACAUUUCUCCAAAAAGUACGAUCUUUGUCCCCAUGUGCAGUUGCAAACUGUAGUCUGGCUUUUUUAUGGCAGUUUUUGGGCAGUGGCUUCUUCCUUGCUGAGCGGCCUUUCAGGUUAUGUCGAUAUAGGACUUGUUUUACUGUGGAUAUAGAUACUUUUGUACCUGUUUCAUCCAGCAUCUUCACAAGGUCCUUUGCUGUUGUUCUGGGAUUGAUUUGCACUUUUCGCACCAAAGUACGUUCAUCUCUAUGAGACAGAACACAUCUCCUUCCUGAGCGGUAUUGUCACGAUCGUCAAAAGGAGCGGACCAAGGCGCAGCGUGAUAUGAGUACAUACUUUAUUAUAAUUCACCACACGAACAAAAACAACAAAACGAUACGUGAAGUCCUCGGUAACAUACACAAACCUACACGGAACAAGAUCCCACAAAAGACAAGUGCACAAUAGGCUGCCUAAGUAUGGUUCCCAAUCAGAGACAACAAGCAACAGCUGAUUCACGUUGCCUCUGAUUGAGAACCACCCCGGCCAACAAAGAAACACAUAAACUAGAUUGUGAACAUAGAACACAAAACAUAGACACUACACACCCUGGCUCAACAUAAAAGAGUCCCUAGAGCCAGGGCGUGACAGUACCCCCCCCCCCAAAGGCGCGGACUGCGACCGCGCCAACAUAAACCCAACAGGGGAGGGGCCGGGUGGGCAUUCCUCCUCGGAGGCGGAUCCGGGCGUGACCACCACCCUCUAACAACCCCCCCGUAGUGCCCCUGGUCUGGUCUGGCCCCGCUGGCUGGAGCUGGACUGGACAUCGGUGGAGCAGAUUGCUUAGGCUCCGGUGUGGAGCAGCUGACCGGUACCUGACCAGGCACCGGUGAAACGGGCACGGGCUGUGCCGGACUGACGACGCGCACCACAGGCUUGGUGCGGGGAGCAGGAAUGGGCCGGACCGGGCUGACGAAGCGCACCCCUGGCUUGGUGCGGGGAGCAGGAACGGGCCGGACCGGGCUGACGAUGUGCACCACAGGCUUGGUGCGGGGAGCAGGAAUGGGCCAGACCGGGCUGACGACGCGCACCCCUGGCUUGGUGUGGGGAGCAGGAACGGGCCGGACCGGGCUGACGAUGCGCACCACAGGCUUGGUGCGGGGAGCAGGAAUGGACCGGACCGGGCUGACGAAGCGCACCACUGGCUUGGUGCGGGGAGCAGGAACGGGCCGGCCGGGCUGGCGACGCGCACCACAGGCUUGGUGCGGGGAGCAGGGACAGGCCAGACCGGGCUGACGACGCGCACCCCUGGCUUGGUGCGGGGAGCAGGAACGGGCCGGACCGGGCUGACGAUGCGCACCACAGGCUUGGUGCGGGGAGCAGGAAUGGACCGGACCGGGCUGACGAAGCGCACCACUGGCUUGGUGCGGGGAGCAGGAACGGGCCGGGCCGGGCUGGCGACGCGCACCACUGGCUUGGUGCAGGGAGCAGGUACGGGCCGGACCGGGCUGACGACGCGCACCCCUGGCUUGGUGCGGGGAGCAGGAACGGGCCGGACCGGGCUGACGAUGCGCACCACAGGCUUGGUGCGGGGAGCAGGAAUGGGCCAGACCGGGCUGACGACGCGCACCCCUGGCUUGGUGUGGGGAGCAGGAACGGGCUGGACCGGGCUGACGAUGCGCACCACAGGCUUGGUGCGGGGAGCAGGAAUGGACCGGACCGGGCUUACGAAGCGCACCACUGGCUUGGUGCGGGGAGCAGGAACGGGCCGUGCCGGGCUGGCGACGCGCACCACAGGCUUGGUGCGGGGAGCAGGAACAGGCCAGACCGGGCUGACGACGCGCACCCCUGGCUUGGUGCGGGGAGCAGGAACGGGCCGGACCGGGCUGACGAUGCGCACCACAGGCUUGGUGUGGGGAGCAGGAAUGGACCGGACCGGGCUGACGAAGCGCACCACUGGCUUGGUGCGAGGAGCAGGAACGGGCCAGGCCAGGCUGGCGACGCGCACCACAGGCUUGGUGCGGGGAGCAGGAACAGGCCGGGCCGGGCUGGCGACGCGCACCAUUGGCUUGGUGCGAGGGGCAGGAACAGGCCGGGCCGGGCUGGCGACGCGCACCAUUGGCUUGGUGCGAGGGGCAGGAACAGGCCGGGCCGGGCUGGCGACGCGCACCAUUGGCUUGGUGCGAGGGGCAGGAACAGGCCGGGCCGGCGACGCGCACCAUUGGCUUGGUGCGAGGGGCAGGAACAGGCCGGGCCGGGCUGGCGACACGCACCAUUGGCUUGGUGCGAGGGGCAGGAACAGGCCGGGCCGGGCUGGCGACGCGCACCAUUGGCUUGGUGCGAGGGGCAGGAACAGGCCGGGCCGGGCUGGCGACGCGCACCAUUGGCUUGGUGCGAGGGGCAGGAACAGGCCGGGCCGGGCUGGCGACGCGCACCAUUGGCUUGGUGUGAGGGACAGGAACAGGCCGGGCCGGGCUGACGACGCGCACCAUUGGCUUGGUGCGAGGGAAAGGAACAGGCCGGGCCGGGCUGGCGACGUGCAUCACAGGCUUGGUGUGAGGGACAGGAACAGGCCGGACCGCACUGGGAACACACACCACUGGCCUUAUACGGGGAUCAGGAACGGGCCGGACCGGACUGGUAACACACUUCAGUACCUCUCGCCGUGCCUCUACACUUUCCUUCCCUCUAAUGACCAAUGGCCCCCGUAACCUGGUGGCGUUCUCUCCAUGUCCACAAACUCGCCCUUUAUCUGCCUCCAGCAGCCCCGUCGUCCAUGCCAUGUGCCCCCCCAAAAAAAAUUAUUGGGGGUGCCUCUCGCCUGUCCGACGACGACCCGGUUGGCGCCGCUUCUUCUCUCCUGCCUGGGUCUCCCCUUUCAUCGCCCUCCGGUAACGGACGGCCUCCUCCUCCGUAAUCUGCCCCCAACCGAGGAGGACAUCCACUAACGUUACCUCCUGCGUGUGCUCCUGGACACGCUGCUUGGUCCAGUAUUGGUGGGAUCUUCUGUCACGAUCGUCAAAAGGAGCGGACCAAGGCGCAGCGUGAUAUGAGUACAUACUUUAUUAUAAUUCACCACACGAACAAAAACAACAAAACGAUACGUGAAGUCCUCGGUAACAUACACAAACCUACACGGAACAAGAUCCCACAAAAGACAAGUGCACAAUAGGCUGCCUAAGUAUGGUUCCCAAUCAGAGACAACAAGCAACAGCUGAUUCACGUUGCCUCUGAUUGAGAACCACCCCGGUCAACAUAGAAACACAUAAACUAGAUCGUGAACAUAGAACACAAAACAUAGACAAUACACACCCUGGCUCAACAUAAAAGAGUCCCUAGAGCCAGGGCGACAGGUAUGAUGGCUGCGUGGUCCCAUGGUGUUUAUGCUUGCGUACUAUUGUUUGUACAGAUAAACGUGGUACCUUCAGGCGUUUGGAAAUUGCUCCCAACGAUGAACCAGACUUGUGGAGGUCUAUACAUUUUUUUUUUCUGAGGUCUGGGCUGAUUUCUUUUGAUUUUCCCAUGAUGUCAAGCAAAGAGGCACUGAGUUUGAAGGUAGGCCUUGAAAUACAUCCACAGGUACACCUCCAAUUGACUCAAAUGAUGUAAAUUAGCCUAUCAGAAGCUUCUAAAGCCAUGACAUCAUGGUGUUUAAAGGCACAGUCAACUUAGUGUAUGUAAACUUCUGACCCACUGGAAUUGUGAUACAGUGAAUUAUAAGUGAAAUAAUCUGGCUGUAAACAAUUGUUGGAAAAAUUACUUGUGUCAUGCACAAAGUAGAUGUCCUAACCAACUUGCCAAAACUAUAGUUUGUUAACAAGAAAUUUGUGGAGUGGUUGAAAAUUAGUUUUAAUGACUCCAACAUAAGUGUAUGUAAACUUCCGACUUCAACUGUAGGUAGGGGAAAUAGUGACUAUACAUAGUUAAUAGACAAGGGGUAGCAGCAGUGUAAAAACAAAUGGAGGGGUGUGUGUGUGUGGGGGGGGGGGGGGGGGUCAAUGUAAAUAGUCCGGGUGGCCAUUUGAUAAAUUGUUCAGCAGUCUUAUGGCUUGGGGGUAGAUGCUGGUAAGGAGCCUUUUGGUCCUAGACUUGGUGCUCCGGUACCGCUUGUCGUGCGGUAGCAGAGAGAACAGUCUAUGACUUGGGUGACUGGAGUCUUUAACCAUUUUUUGGGCUUUCCUCUGACACCGCCUAGUAUAGAGGUCCUGGAUGGCAGGAGCUUGGCCCCAGUGAUGUACUGGGCCGUACGCACUACCCUCUGUAGCACCUUAUGGUCAGAUGCAGAGCAGUUGCCAUACCAGGCGGUGAUUCAACCAAUCAGGAUGCUCUCGAUGGUGCAGCUGUAUAACUUUUUGAGGAUCUGGGGACCCAUGCCAUAUCUUUUCAGUCUCCUGAGGGGGAAAAGGUGUUGUCGUGCCCUCUUCUGUCUUGGUGUGUUUGGACCAUGAUAGUUCGUUGGUGAUGUGGACACCAAGGAACUUGAAACUCUCGACCCGCUCCACUACAGCCCCGUCGAUGUUAAUGGGGGCCUGUUCGGCCAUCCUUUUCCUGUAAUCCACGAUCAGCUCCUUUGUCUUGCUCACAUUGAGGGAGAGGUUGUUGUCCUGGCACCACACUGUCAGGUCUCUGACCUCCUCCCUAUAGGCUGUCUCAUCGUUGUCGGUGAUCAGGCCUUCCACUGUUGUGUCAUCAGCAAACUUAAUGAUGGUGUUGGAGUCAUGUUUGGCCACGCAGUCGUGGGUGAACAGGGAGUACAGGAGGGGACUAAGCACGCACCCCUGAGGGGCCCAUGUUGAGGAUCAGUGUGGCACAGUGACACAAAACAGGAGAAUGAGUCCUUUUCUCUAUUCAAACUGGUUGAAUUAGUGAUUGUUAUAUUGCAGGUACCUACAACUCACCACAGGUAAUGGAGAAUCACCUGCUUCAAAUAGGAUUAUUUCUAACGAUUUCUAGAAGGUGCCAAUAAUAUUCUCUGAGCCAUUUUAGGAUUUCUUUGUGGAAUAAGCUAACAUUUAGUAGAUUAUUCAACAACAAAAAAAUUGUGUUCAACUGCAAACCAAAGACAUACAUAUGUGGAUACAAAAAUAUUUUUUAAUUUCAGCAGUUUUCUGGAAGAAAUUGUGCAUUAUUUGAAAAAAGUGCAAGGGUGCCAAUAUUUUUGGCCACGGCUGUAUGCAGGGACGCAACUUUGGUUUCAGAAGUGGGGGGAACAUCAUUUUUAUUUAUUAAACAUUUUUGUUGGAUAAACACUCCAAACACCCGACCGCUCGGUUUUUACACACAUCCAAAAUAAUAACGGGAGAUAAAAUAAUGUAAUAGCCUACAAAGAUAAAAAUGGGAUGUCUGCUGCUGCCAAACGUCAUCUUUUAAUAAAGUUUCUGAGAUUUAUUUCAAAGCGGUCUCAUGAGCCAAACCCUUUAUCAAUAGUAUUGGAGCAGAUCAAAAAGACAGCCUUCAUUGAGGACUGGAGGUUACGCUUUUUAAUCCAAUGAAACAAAAAUGGGAAAAAACAUAAAAUUUUAUGUUUCUAAAUACAAGUUUAAUGGGCACAAAAAGCACAUCUCUCUUGUUCCAUGCGCAUAUGGUCACUGUCCAUCAUGGCUGCAUAAGCUGCGCUUACGUUGUCAAAAUCCAUAACCAACCACGUUACCACUAAGACCAGCUUUGGUUGGUCUUAAAUAUCCCCACCAGUUCAUACUGAAAUUGGCACUUUGGCAAGGACACAACUCAGAUAUUGCCACCACUCCCGCCUCAUUGCAAGCGAGCUCAUAUAAGACAGGUAAAUUACCAAUCAUGGCGCUAGGCUUUGAAAAUAGAAGAGUUCCGGCUAUUAAAGGGAUAUUUCCGGAUUUUUGCAAUGAAGCCCUUUACCUACUUCCCCAGAGUCAGAUGAACUCUUGGAUACCAUUUUUAUGUCUAUAGUGGCUUGCGAAAGUAUUCACCCCCCUUGGCAUUUUUCCUAUUUUGUUGCCUUACAACCUGGAAUUAGAAUUGAUUUUUGGGGGGUUUGUAUCAUUUGAUUUACACAACAUGCCUACCACUUUGAAGAUGCAAUUUAUUUUAUUGUGAAACAAACAAGAAAUAAGACAAAAAAACUCUAACUUGACCGUGCAUAACUAUUCACCCCCCCCCAAAGUCAAUACUUUGUAGAGCCACCUUUUGCAGCAAUUACAGCUGCAAGUCUCUUGGGGUAUGUUUUUAUGAGCUUGGCACAUCUAGCCACUGGGAUUUUUGCCCAUUCUUCAAGGCAAAACUGCUCCAGCUCCUUCAAGUUGGAUGGGUUUUGCUGGUGUACAGCAAUCUUGAAGUCAUACCACACAUUCCCAAUUGGAUUGAGGUCUGGGCUUUGACUAGGCCAUUCCAAGACAUUUAAAUGUUUCCCCUUAAACCACUCGAGUGUUGCUUUAGCAGUAUGCUUAGGGUCAUUGUCCUGCUGGAAGGUCAACCUCCGUCCCAGUCUCAAAUCUCUGGAAGAGAUCCCUGUAUUUAGCACCAUCCGUCAUUCCUUCAAUUCUGACCAGUUUCCCAGUCCCUGCCGAUGAAAAACAUCCCCACAGCAUGAUGCUACCAUCACCAUGCUUCACUGUGGGGAUGGUGUUCUCGGGGUGAUGAGAGGUGUUGGGUUUGCACCAGACAUAGCGUUUUCCUUGAUGGCCAAAAAGCUCAAUUUUAGUCUCAUCUGACCAGAUGUUUGGGGAGUCUCCCACAUGCCUUUUGGUGAACACCAAACGUGUUUGCUUAUUUUUUUCUUUAAGCACUGGCUUUUUUCUGGCCACUCUUCCGUAAAUCCCAGCUCUGUGGAGUGUACGGCUUAAAGUGGUCCUAUGGACAGAUACUCCAAUCUCCGCUGUGGAGCAUUUAAAUUACAGGUUGUAAUGCAACAAAAUAGGAAAAACGCCAAGGGGGAUGAAUACUUUUGCAAGGCACUGUAUAUGUGGAUGAUACUAUUGUGUACGCAAUUGCCCCGACUGCUGACCUGGCUAUGACAAGGCUACAGUCCGAUUUUGCAGUUGAUUUAAAACUCGUACUUAAUACUGGCAAAACUACAUACAUGUUGUUUUCAAGUUCUCGUAAGAUUGUCUCAGAUGGAAUGACAAAAAAAUUUAAAUGUAUCAAAGUGCAGCUGCCUCUAUUCUUAAACCCCUGGAUGCAAUGUUUCAUAGCGUCCUUCGUUUUAUCACAGGAGGACGUUUUAUUACUUAUCACUGUAUUCUUUAACAGAAUGUUGGUUGGACUUCUUUGAAUUCACAUAGGAUCACAUCCUUACACUCUUUUUGUUUAGAAAGCCCUGCUCCACAAGCUUCUGACUUACCUAACAUCACUGUUAAGAUUUAAAAUGACUAGUUAUCAAACCCGUUCACAGGGUCGGUUAACCUCUAUGGUUAACCUCUAUGGUGUCCCGUAUACGGGAUGGUUGAGCUAACGUGCUCUAAUGUGAUUACCAUGACUGUUGUAAGUAACAGCACACUUUCCAGGAUAUAGACAUGUCUUAUAUGGGCAGAAAGCUUAAAUUCCUGUUAAUCUAAAUGCACUGUCCAAUUUACAGUAGCUAUUACAGUGAAAAAAUACCAUGCUAUUGUUUGAGGAGAGUGCACAACAACCAAAAUCUUAUCACGGCAACUGGUUUGAUACAUUGAUACAUUCACCUCUGAAGGUAAAUAAUGUACGUACAUUCAGUAAUCUUGCUCUGAUUUGUCAUCCUAAGGGUCCCAGAGAUAAAAUGUAGCAUAGUUUUGUUUGAUAAAAUCAAUUUAUAUAUUAAAAUGGCUCCACACCCACCCCGCCCGGCCAUCUAGAUGUGUGAAAGUUAGUGUAUAAGCUAAUAAUCCAUCAUGUAUGACAUUCCUGGGAGUGUAUACACUUACAUUUUGUAUUACCAUAACAUUUUAAAUUGUUUGUAUGUUCUCUAUAGUUAUGUACUUUAAAAUGUAUCAAUUGACCAAUUCGGCACAUUUGGGCAGACUUGAUACAAAAUAGUCCAGUAUUGCAAUGCAUCACUGGAUCAAUCUGAAACGUUGCACGCACACUGCUGCCAUCUAGUGGCCAAUAUCUAAAUUGCGCCUAAACUGCAAUAUUAUAUUGUGGCCUUUCUUUUGCAUUUCAAAGAUGAUGGAUAAAAAAAACAACUGAAAACACCAUUUUUUUUUUGUUUGUAUUAUCUUUUACCAGAUCUAAUGUGUUAUAUUCUACUAUAUUAAUUUCACAUUUCCACAAACUUCAAAGUGUUUCCUUUCAAAUGGUAUCAAGAAUAUGCAAAUCCUUGCUUUAGGUCCUGAGCUACAGUCAGUUAGAUUUGGGUAUGUCAUUUUAGGCGAAAAUUGAAAAAAGGGUUCAAUCCUUAAGAGGUUAACUCUAGAGACUCCUUUGGUGUAUAGAGUGUCAGGUAAAUCAGCUUUUGGUUUCCUUGCGCAUUGUGUGUGGAAUGAUCUACAAUGCACUUUAAAAUUGGAGGAAUCGGUGCCUCUAGGGCAUUUCAGAUGGUUGUUAGGGGACCUUUUUACUGUCUGUUUUUUCUGAUUGUGUUUAGCUUUUUGUGUAUUGUUGUCAGUGGUGAUUUAAGCAUGUAAAUCUUGGUGGGGCAAACAAAACAUGUUUUUUGAAUGCAUGCCAGCAAAGCCACUACACAACACAACACUAAACAAUACAUGAAUUGCACUAUAACUGUGACAAACGGUGCCCACAAACUGUUAGGGCCUACAGAAAGCUGUCUCAACAGCAGAGUCCCAACACCUUACCACCGCUACACCUGGCUAUCAGCGGAGCCUUGUCUGGCAGCGAAACAGUUAUAGCGACAGAAUCCAGAACUUGGGCCGUUCUUAAAGUAUUCUCCCUGUACACCAAGUCAGAACCGUAGGAUAAAUAAAAGGGAAGCAUAAUAAGCAGACAAUGAAAGCUCUUAAAAUAUUUUGAUGAUGACAUUUCUAUAAAACAGUCUAUAGGCUACAUGUGCACCACCAACAGCUAACAGCUUACUACUCAACAUACACUUAGUAUUACUUUCUUAGCUACAGUAUACAUAUCUCCCUGGCAUAUUACAUCAUUUGUGCAGAAGCAUACAAGACAUAUUUGGACACCUUGGUGUGCUGUGCUCACAUGAACAGGAAGGUUGGCGCGUUUGUCAUCAAACUUGUCAUCAAAAGUCUGCCAUUCUCUGGAUUGAUGGUGCGUUCAAGACAACUGGGAACUCUGAAAAAAAACAAGGUCGAAUCCUGAUCUUCAGAUUGGAGCUCUAGAAAGAGGCCAGAGUUCCCAACUUGCAAUUCAAAUCAAAUCAAAUCAAAUCACAUUUGUCACAUACACGUGUUUAGCAGAUGUUAUUGCGGGUUGUAGCGAAAUGCUUGUGCUUCUAGCUCCGACAGUGCAGUAAUAUCUAACAAGUAAUAUCUAACAACAUAUACCCAAUACACACAAAUCUAGUAAGGACUGGAAUUUAAGAAUAUAUACAUAUAUGGACAAGCAAUGACAGAGCGGCAUGGACUAAGAUACAGUAGAAUAUUAUAGAAUAGAAUACAGUAUAUACAUAUGAGAUGAGUAGUGCAAGAUAUGUAAACAUUAUUAAAGUGACUAGUGUUCCAUUUGUGGCCAGUGAUUUCAAUAGGCAGCAGCAGCCUCUAAUGUGCUAUUGAUGGCUAUUUAACAGUCUGAUGGCCUUGCGAUAGAAGCUGUUUUUCAUUCUCUUGGUCCCAGCUUUGAUGCACCUGUAAUGACCUCGCCUUCUGGAUGAUAGCGGGGUGAACAGGCAGUGGCUCGGGUGGUUGAUGUCCUUGAUGAUCUUUUUGGCCUUCCUGUGACAUCGGGUGCUGUAGGUGUCUUGGAGGGCGAGUAGUUUGCUCCCAGUAAUGCGUUCGGCAGAACGCACCACCCUCUGGAGAGCCCUGGGGCCCACACUCCCAGGGCCCUCACCUCCUCCGAGUUGGAUGACCGUUCAAAUGUAUUUCCUCAGUCGGAGCUCCUUUUUUUCCUUUUUUUCAGAGUUCCCAGUUGUCUUGAACGCACUGUAGUCAGAUUUCCCAGUUCCGAGUUUCCAGUUGUUUUGAGCGCACACAAGUCAUUCUGGAUUGACAGCAUGGCCAAUGUAUUCAACCUUUUCUGGCCAAUGUUGAAUGUUUAUCCUUUUAAGCUUGGAAAAGAGACCCUUAAACCCAGACUUGGGACCACACAACCCACUCCACUGAAUAGCAGGCUAGUGAUUGCUUUGCAAUGCUUGCAGUUAGCCACUGAUUCCUUCCAAACCACUCAUUGUUGAAUUUGCGAUUUCCAACUGUGUAAUGUUUAUGUCCAAUGGCCAAUGAGCACCGUUAUGUUUUAUCUAUAAUUUUUCUUCAUUAUUUAUCUUCAUAUGACAAGGAUUGAAAAGGAUUUUCCAGCAGAUUAAUGACUUGAUUCAUGAUGAUGACUGCUAGCUUGCUAGCUAAGAUUUUGAAAGUAUGAUGUUGACAUCAAAGCUACUGUAGAUAUAACGUGAUUUGACGUCAUUUUAUCUGUGGCCAAUGACCUUGAGCCUUCUUGAAUGGGCACUUCUAAUGUAACUCUAUGGCAGCAUCCAAGGGGAUAGAAUUUUCGAGCUCUACCCUUAGAUUUUGCGGUGACGUAGUGUCCCCAUGAGUGACAGAACACUGAGCCCAUCACGGCGCAACUAGUGAACAUUACCAACCCCUACGCGCAGUAUUUUCCGCUGGCUGCCCCACCACCACCACCACCACAGAAAGGACUGAGCUAGGCUGAAACACUUGCAUUUUGGAUCUGCCUUCCUCGAGAAAGCAAAAAAGAGACCAAGUUCGUAUGCAGCUUUAUUUAAAUAAAUUAAAUAAACAUCUCUGGUGGGAAAAUGUGCAUAUUGUUUUAUGCAGAUUUUUGAAUAUUCACAUGAAAAUCUGUCGCAAAUUGGAUGGGCUCCUAGCCACUGAGAACAUUAAAGUUUUCUGAAUCUGAAUACCAUGUGGGGGUGAAGGCUGUCAUCACAGUAGACUGAUAGACUGCGCAAGGCAGUGCAGGAAUUUCAGAAACGUCAGCCUGCUAUCCUGAAACAGUGAAACAUAACAAAACGUUUAACAGUGAAGUAAGCUUUAUGUGACAUCUUUUUGAGUGUGAAUCUGCCAUGUGUUUUGAUUACCCAUGCACAUGGAAUCUGCAAAUGUUUCACCAAAUCAACAUAAAAGCUGUAUUAGUAGCGGAGAGCUCAAACAAUAUUACUUCCCAGAAUUCCUUUUGGCAGUGUAAUUUCAAACUGUACUCUGAAAACACGCAACUAUUAGCAAAAUAGAUUUGGACAUUUCUCUUCCUGCACAUUGUUAUUCUGUACUCACAACUUCAAAUCUACAUAAUGCUAUUCAGAGCAUUAAAAAAAAAAUCUACUGUCGCAGUGCUAGCUGUGCCACUAGAGAUCCUGGUUCGAGUCCAGGCUCUGUCGCAGCCGGCCGCGACUGGGAGACCCCAUGGGGCGGCGCACAAUUGGCCCAGCGUCGUCCAGGUUAGGGGAGGGUUUGGCCGGCAGGGAUGUUCUUGUCCCAUCGCGCACUAGCGACUCCUGUGGCGGGCCGGGAACAGUGCACACUGACUCGGUCGCCAGGUGUACGGUGUUUCCUCCGACACAUUGGUGCGGCUGGCUUCCGGGUUAAGCGGGCACUGUGUCAAGAAGCAGUGCGGCACGGUUGGGUUGUGUUUCGGAGGACGCACGACUCUCGACCUUCGCCUCUCCCGUGUCCGUACGGGAGUUGCAGCGAUGGGACAAGACUGUAACUACCAAUUGGAUACUACGAAAUUGGGGAGAAAAAGGGUGUAAAAAAAAUAAUAUAUAUAUAUAUACAGUGGGGAGAACAAGUAUUUGAUACACUGCCGAUUUUGCAGGUUUUCCUACUUACAAAGCAUGUAGAGGUCUGUAAUUUUUAUCAUAGGUACACUUCAACUGUGAGAGUUGGCUGGUUCUUCAGCAUGACAACGACCCGAAACACACAGCCAGGGCAACUAAGGAGUGGCUCCGUAAGAAGCAUCUAAAGGUCCUGGAGUGGCCUAGCCAGUCUCCAGACCUGAACCCAAUAGAAAAUCUUUGGAGGGAGCUGAAAGUCCGUAUUGCCCAGCGACAGCCCCGAAACCUGAAGGAUCUGGAGGUCUGUAUGGAAGAGUGGGACAAAAUCCCUGCUGCAGUGUGUGCAAACCUGGUCAAGACCUACAGGAAACGUAUGAUCUCUGUAAUUGCAAACAAAGGUUUCUGUACCAAAUAUUAAGUUCUGCUUUUCUGAUGUAUCAAAUACUUAUGUCAUGCGAUAAAAUGCAAAUGAAUUACUUAAAAAUCAUACAAUGUGAUUUUCUGGAUUUUUAGAUUCCGUCUCUCACAGUUGAAAUGUACCUAUGAUAAAAAUUACAGACCUCUACAUGCUUUGUAAGUAGGAAAACCUGCAAAAUCGGCAGUGUAUCAAAUACUUGUUCUCCCCACUGUAUCUACUGUCCAUUCACUCUCAAGAGGUCAGUCUCUCGUGAAGGUGGACACACACGUUCUCAUUCUAAUCAUGUCAAUCAAUACUGUAAUUAUGAAUGACAGCUAACCCGCGACACAGAGGAACAGCACAACAAUUAUGUACCAUCUACUAUCACUAUUUGGCCACAGUAGAACAGGGCUGCUAGCUUGCUACUCCAUUCCACCAUAACUCCGAGAGCAAAGGUAAUGAAUUGGGCUAGCUGUCAUCAGAGGAGGUAGGGGAAGAGGAGGAGGAGGAGGAGGAGGAGGGGGGUAGGGGUGAGGGGGAGGAGGAGGAGGAUGAGGAGGGAGGAUAG
Messenger RNA from Coregonus sp. 'balchen', 23154 nucleotides. NCBI's taxonomy places the organism in Eukaryota, Metazoa, Chordata, Actinopteri, Salmoniformes, Salmonidae. The record is from the annotation of a GenBank genome assembly.